Closterium sp. NIES-67 is the source of this 1243-nucleotide messenger RNA. The record is from the annotation of a GenBank genome assembly. Lineage: Eukaryota; Viridiplantae; Streptophyta; Zygnematophyceae; Desmidiales; Closteriaceae.
GAACCGCUACCUUAUAACGGAUCCCACAUCCGCGCAACCUAUCAAGUUCGAGAAUGGCUUCCGCCAUCGCGUCCGCGGCUUCUGCCACUGCUCCCUCCGCGGACUUGACGCGCGCGCAUUUGCGCGCAACUGGUGCCGCGCACGAGCGGUCCCCGCGGGUUAGCUCUCUCGGAAGCAUCGAAUUUGGUCGUUCCGGCGACUUUCAACGCGGUAGCGGUAGCAGGAAGAACUUAAGUCGCAGCAGCAGCGGCCUCAGCGCGCGUCGGCAGAGACACUCGCAGCGGCGAUGCGUGGCAGCGGCAGCAGCAGCGGACUCGACAGGCGUGGAGUGGGACGAUCAGGGGCCGUCCGAUGUGAAUCCGACGGACCUGAGUGAGAGUGAAGAGGAGCGGGGGAGGGAGGGGGGGUGGAGGGGAGGGAGGAGCGAGGAGGAGAAGGCUCAGAGCGACAGCCGACAGAAGAUAUUCAAUAACAUUGCUCCGAUGUAUGAUAAUCUCAACGAUUGGCUGAGUCUGGGGCAGCACCGUGUGUGGAAGCGAAUGACAGUUGGUUGGAGCAGGGCCCGUCCAGGCGAUAGCGUUCUAGACAUCUGCUGUGGCAGCGGCGACCUCUCCUUCCUGCUUGCAGAGAAGGUGGGCCCCACCGGGCGGGUCACCGGGCUGGACUUCGCCGCCCAGCAGCUCGUAGUCGCCGCCCAGAAGCAGCAAGAGAGCUACUCGGCGCGCAGGGUGGACAUGAGGUGGAUCGAGGGCGACGCUCUUGACCUGCCCUUCCCCGCCGCCACCUUCGACGCCGUCACCAUGGGUUAUGGGCUCAGGAACGUCACCAGCAUUCGGCGCGCGCUGGAGGAGAUUCGGCGCGUGCUCAAGGAUGGUAGCUCCGCAGCCAUUCUGGACUUCAACCACACGGAGGACCCUCUUGUGGCUGCAUUCCAGGAGUUUGCCCUGCAGGGGGCGGUGGUGCCAGUGGCUCGUCUGUUCGGCCUGUCAGAGGAGUACGAGUACCUGCUUCCCUCCAUCCGCCGCUUCCCCACAGGGCGGCAGCAGGAGCAGCUGGGAAGGGAUGCUGGCUUCUCCAAGGCAGUGCAUUAUGAGAUCGGAGGGGGGCUCAUGGGCGUGCUUGUGCUGCAGAAAUGAUUGGUUUAGAUACCAAGGGGCAAGUCCAGCAGAGGGCUACGAUGUACAAGAGAUUAUGUUUAUGACCAACGUGUACACGAGAGAAAUCACUACUGUGGCGUGACCCA